AUGGCUGGCGCAGCUCCUCCUCCUCCUCCGUCCACCGCAGUGCCUCUGCCAUCUCCCGCGCCGCCGCUCCCCUUCGAUCGCUCUCAGAACGAACCAGUGCGUGUCUAUCCUCCGGAAAAUGGCCGCAGCAGAGCUCUCGCUGCGCUGCAGUCGCUGCAGAAACGGAACGCGGCCGUCGUGGGACUACUCAGUUCGAGCUCUUCGUCUCCUUCGCGCGCCUUUGCGUUUGCGAAUCGCGUGAUCGGUCGCUACGUGUUUCGCGAUGACGAGAUGGAGAACGCGACGACGGUGAAGGACGUGCGACUGCCGGCUACGAUUCACUUUUUCUACGACGAUGUCGCGCGGUGCAUUUACCUGUUGGGUGUGUCUCGACCAGAGAGUCUGAGUUUCCGUCGUCCAUUUGCAGCAGCAGCAGCCGCAGCUAAAACAGCGUCGACAAGCAGAAGCAAAAGCAGAGCACUGGGUCGGCGGCUGGUGAUACCAACUGAGGGCACUGCGGACGACGACAUGCAGCUGAAGGAGGCAGAGCAGACGCGGGAGGAAGUGCACGCUUUCGAGCGUGAGAAGCUCAAGAUGCAGGCAUUGCUCUACUCGAGCUGCCACGUGCUGAUCGUGCUGAAUGAAAGCGCAAGGCUGACGACAAACGUGCUGAAAGAAGUCCGCGCGUUGACAGCCGAGAAGUCGCUGCUGCUGAGCCUCGUGCCGACGACGGCCAAGCAGUCGAAACGAAGUAGCGGCCACUCAAAAGGUCCAUCGUGUGGACCUGGAAAUGCAUUCGCACCCGGUCGCUGUGUGCCGUUAGUAGUGUACGUUGUCCCGGCACCAGACGAGAUUGUGUCGGCCUCGAUCACGGCACAAGGGUCUGGCCCCUCGCGCUCGGCGACAGUGUCGUACUGUAAAGCACACGAGGCGCGCUUGACGAAUCUGUUUCGGUCAUUGCGCGGUAGCACUGUCGGGUCGUUUCGCAUGCGCGAUGCACUGAGUGUGGCGAAUCUAAGCAAGGAACGCCGGGUGUUCAACUUGGACCCGACGCACUGCGUCGUUGUGGUGUCUCGACGUACAGCCACAGCCGAUGGACGUGCGGAGGCGCAACUUGAGAGUCUCUUGGACGCGCUCGACUCGGGUAUCAGUGCCGACGACAUGCUGAAGAAUAAUUUGCUACUGCAACCACCCGCAGACGACAACAUGGGAUAUCAGCGGCUCAAUCAGUACCUGCAGAAGUAUCUCCACCUGCUCUUCUCAUUCUCGCCUCAUGGCAGCAAGGAUAGCUGUGGACGCUCUGAGUUGCUGAGUCCUCCGCAAUGGGUGAAGGCUUUUCAUGGACUGGUCAAAGGCUACAGCCGCAUGGACUCGAAACGACUACAGGAAGCAGCGGCAUUCGAAGCUGCGGAGAGCAGAGAAGCGACAGCUUACGUGGCCCCAGCAAUGUUAGCACCGCACUAG
Messenger RNA from Hyaloperonospora brassicae, 1443 nucleotides. Lineage: Eukaryota; Oomycota; Peronosporomycetes; Peronosporales; Peronosporaceae. The record is from the annotation of a GenBank genome assembly.